CUCACCGUCGACAUCCUUCCAGCGUAUCGCAAAACACCCCUCCUUCCCCACGCCAGACAUGGUCUGUGUGCUGUCUUAACCACACUGGCACCAUGUCGUGAAAUUUCACGUUCACGCUAUUUUUCUCGACCCGUCCUCGGGUCUCGUAGAGUGCUGCGACGGCGCAAAAGCUGCGUCGUCGUGUUUCCAGACACCGUCCCACGCUUUCUCUUUCGGAAGCGUCAAGACACAGCCCGCAGCCAGCAAACAAUCACCCGAGCGGGUAGAUUGCUGGCAGAAGCAUCUUGCCAGCGGUUUACACCAUCUGGGCGUGUCCAACUGGGAACUCUUUCACGCCUGCAUUCGCCGGAGUUCUUCUUGUCGCAUCGCCCGCAUUCCCUCAUUUCUGUCUGCCCGACUAGAAGCAAGGUGUUUGGGGAACAGCGCGUACCUUUUCUUUCGUUCUAUCGCUGCUAAUGCCUUUUCCUUCCUGCACAGCGCUUUGCUUGUAAAGAAAGAUGACAACGUCACGCAAUGGCGCCCCCUCUAGGCCGGGCAGCUCCCGCGCGACCAGUGUCGUCCGCGAGAUCAUGAAGAGGCGCGAAAAGCCUUACAAAACCGAGAAGCAAAGAGUUCUUACGAAGAAGCGAAAACUCGAGCUCCAUACGUCGUACAGAAACGCGCCUGAUGGCUACAUAUUCGUACCGGUGGGGACACCGGAUCUCUCGGAAAAGUGCAAAGAGCUGUCCCGACAAGCGGGCUUUGCGGUGAACGUUGUCAACGCAGCACCGGUCAGCAAACAUGCCGUCGAUCCCGAGAAAAUCUCGCAUCACAUCCAUCGCAUCGGAUACCAUUUCAAAGCUGAGAUGGUUGCUCAGGCCUGCGAAGAGCUCGGCUACCUUCCUGUGCGUGGAAACUUCGUCAAAGAAGCUGACCUGCAAGCGCAAUCUCAGCAGAGCCACAUCGCGCGAAUCAUGGCGCAGCAUGGCAUCCACGUCGAUCCAACCACAGCGCGGGAGACGCCCGCUCAAGUACGGGCUGCGAUCAAAGAGCUGUUUCCUAGGAUCCCCAACGAUGAUUUGGAUCAGAUUGUGCAGCAUGCCUGGGAGGAAGGCAGCCAACGCGUCGGCACGAACGCACAGUUGAAUCUGCCCCGGCGUGUUCAGCUUGCCGUCAUCGCUAGGAUCCGUCACAGGUAUACUGACUACGAUCGAUUGCUCCGCGCAUUUGAAUGGAGAGAGGCACGCUCGAUCAUCGAGCAGGAGUGCUUGAAGAAGCUCAUCGAGUGGCGAGGCGAGAACGAAGAUGAAGGCGGUGACGAUGAAUUGGAAGAGAUUGUUCGCGAAACGAUUGUAAUCGACGACGACGACGAAGAUUCGAACCGCGGACCGAACGGCAACGAGGCUGAUGAUGAAGACUCGGAGCUCGAGAUUGGAGAGACAAGUGAUACGAGCAUCGAGUUCACUCAUCAUGUCACUGCCGUGGAAGACUUUGGCGCCGAGAGUCUUGAUGAGAGACCGAACAACUUCUUCCGACGCGUCAACCCGCGAGCGCUCAGAACCGAGCAGCAAAACAACAUUGCGAGGGAGAAGAUCGGUGCUGCAAGGCGGCAACUGCGGGACAAUCAACUUGCUCCGCCUUCAGCUGAGGUUGAAUCUGUCACUGUCAGAACGGAUGAGAGGGGGCUGCCUCCAAACACAAUCCUUGUUGACGGCAGGAUAUAUCAUCUCGACCCGAACCCAACCCAACAAACGCCGCGUCCAGUCCAAGGAUAUGGUAGCUACGGCCACCAAUUUCGUGAUACUGGUUCGCGUGAUGCUACGCAAAGCUAUGCUGUACCAACGCAUCAAGCAGCACUGGCACAGCCCAUCGACUACGUCAUGCCCUCCAUCGAGCCCCCGGAGUCAGCAGCGACGCGAGGACCGUAUCAUCCGACGACACCCGAUCGAGGCCAUAGUUCCAAACGCCGCCGGAUUGACUACUCCCCCCAUCAGCAACAGCCGGCCCAUGCAUAUCAGGCGACUUAUUCACAGGCCCCUCGCAGUCCACGGAUGGGUCUUGUACCGCUGGCGAGAGGGGAGGUCAUUGAUCUUACUAUUCCACAUGCACAACGGUCGAACGAGAAUGUCAUUGAUUUGACUGAGUCUCCACCUCGCCAUCAUCAUUUGAGCAACCAAGGUCCCAUGAGAGUGGCUCAAUCAACGAACGUCCAGAACUAUCCACAUGGUCUUGAUGGCACCGGUUUCAGCGGCAGUCUGCGUGGCCGUCCUUCUGCCGGCCCCAGAGCAGACGACAGAGAUGCAGCCAGACAGUCGCGCAAGCGUGAAGCUGAACUCGAGCCCGAGCCGUACGAUCCCACUCGGCCCUGGUUGGAUUUGUCGAGUCGCGAGCACCAUCGCGGUGGAAACACAGACUUUUCGCGCCCAUACCAGACCGCGGCAACUGCGGCGCCAUCGCACGUACCCCAGCACACAUCAUACCCAGCCUACAAUACUUUCGGGCAACCCCUUCACAACACCUACUCAGCUUCCUCCAACGCCAAUCCUCCGCAACAGCAACCCUCAUACUACUACGCCCAUCAGCAGCCACAAGCCUCUCAAUACCAUGGCAUGCCUCCUCCACCUUUCCAACCAAUUCACGGAGCUCCGGCGCCGGUGCAACGGGCUCCGUUCGAUGGGAGGAAUGCAGCUGCUGGCACAGGCUCGCAGAACUUGGCUCCACAGCCGUAUAUGCCAUUUCUACAGCCCCCGCCUUCUUCACAGCCUAUGCAUGGCGCGCCGCACCCUGCACAGUACUAUUCGCGAUGAGAAAUACAGUCGGCGGGUGAGAAAAGGUGCCUGAAGUGGCUAAGACCAUCAUCGGAAUAGCAUCCAAGGAAGUACGCGCGUUGCAUAGUUAAGAUCGGCAACAGUGAAAGGUCUCGCGCGAGUCUGUAUGUACAAGCGUAUGCAUCGUCAAUGACAUCUCCAAUC
Molecule: messenger RNA, 2951 nt
Organism: Neohortaea acidophila
Lineage: Eukaryota; Fungi; Ascomycota; Dothideomycetes; Mycosphaerellales; Teratosphaeriaceae
Exons: 5
Coding region: 498-2786 (762 amino acids)
Source: RefSeq, a predicted model, not a curated record